GCUACCACUAGUACUUACUCCCAAGAAGCCUCUCGAUUCGACCACGGACAACCGGGUCCAGCUAAUUCAGGCUACUUUUCGACAGCUGUUGCGAUAUGCGACAACGUCCCAAAGCACGCCAUUGCACGCUGGAUUGAGGUGCCAACGAUCUCUGUGAGUACAUAUUCACCCCAUUGGCUCAGUAAUUAUAGAAACCCCUCUCGUCGCAAUCGCUCCGUUGUCAAGCACCUCCCGACUGAUCCCAGAGCAACAUCCGCCCGCCCUUAAGAUGAGAAUCCGACUGGCCCCCCGCUGCUCGAGGCAUUUGAGAUGCAUCUCCAGGUCAAAUCCUUUGUUUUCACGCACUCCUCGCCGAGUGCAUCUGCUUUUUCUUCCUCUUCUCAAGUUUCUUCUUAUUCUUCUCCUUACUCAACAUGUGCGGAUGCGGGGCCCCUGAAAAUGACCGCCAAACGGUACCGUGCGGGCAACUCUUCCUCCAAUACUGAAGGCAUCACGCUGGUUCUCGGGCACGGUGUUGGCUCUCACAAAGAGGCCUGGGAGCCCUUGCUGCGCGAUAUAUUUGCUCGCCAGCAAAACUCCUAUCCCCGCGUCCGCGAAGCAUGGGCAUUGGACCGGCAAGACCAUGGCGAUGCGGCAGUGCUGAACGGCGCCGAGAUCCAGAAGAGUCGCCCGGGUGGUGUUUCUUCAGAUGAAUGGUCUGAGGCGAUCGCUGCAUUCAUUUCUUCGCCUCGGAUGCGGGAUCACCAGAUUGUGACGAUUUCGCAUUCUGCCGGUGCCAUUUCCAUGGUCAACACCGCGCAGUUUCUCAACCUCAGACGCAGCCCUUACAUCGGCAUGAUCCUCGUCGAGCCCACAAUCGUCGGUGCGGAGCUUGAUCCGUACCGAGAGGGCGGUAUCGAAAUGCUGACUGGGGCGAUCCGGGCGCGGCGGGACAAGUGGCCGUCGGCCGAGGCAUUGCACGAGUGGAUGGGCGCGCGUUUUCCGUGGAGCGACUGGGAUCCCCGGGUGUUGAAGGCCCACGUCGAUCACGGUUUCAAAUCUAGCUCCGAAACGAAUCAGAUUACGCUCAAGUGCAAUAAAUUGCACGAAGCUAACGCAUUCCUCGACAAACCAGCGCAUUUCAGCGCCGUGGACCGGAUCGCACGCCUCUGCCGGCAUAUGCCGCUACACGUGAUCUGGGGUACCCAGGACGACAUCGUUCCCGAAGCUGGCAAGGCGAGCAUUUCUGACCACAACAAGGGCCGCUACGUUGCGAGUGUCACACGAAUGGAAGGAGAGUCACACAUGAUUGUGCAGGAAAACCCGUCACAAUUGGCUGUGGAGGUUUGCAGGC
Messenger RNA from Mycena citricolor, 1333 nucleotides. NCBI's taxonomy places the organism in Eukaryota, Fungi, Basidiomycota, Agaricomycetes, Agaricales, Mycenaceae. The record is from the annotation of a GenBank genome assembly.